AUGAGUGAUUUGUGUCCUGUUUAUGCUCCAUUUUUCGGUGCUAUGGGUUGUGCUGCAGCUAUCAUCUUUACAUCCUUCGGUGCUGCUUAUGGUACCGCCAAAUCUGGUGUUGGUAUCUGUGCCACCUGUGUCCUAAGACCUGACUUGUUGUUUAAGAACAUUGUUCCAGUUAUUAUGGCUGGUAUUAUUGCCAUUUAUGGUCUGGUUGUCUCUGUGUUGGUCUGUUACUCUCUUGGUCAAAAACAAGCUUUAUACACCGGUUUUAUCCAAUUAGGUGCAGGGCUAUCUGUCGGUUUAAGUGGGUUGGCUGCUGGUUUUGCCAUUGGUAUUGUCGGUGAUGCCGGUGUUAGAGGUACUUCUCAACAACCAAGAUUAUUUGUUGGUAUGAUUUUGAUUUUGAUUUUUGCUGAAGUUUUGGGUCUAUAUGGGUUGAUUGUUGCUUUGCUUCUAAACUCCAGAGCUACUCAAGAUGUUGUCUGUUAA
Maudiozyma saulgeensis is the source of this 483-nucleotide messenger RNA. NCBI's taxonomy places the organism in Eukaryota, Fungi, Ascomycota, Saccharomycetes, Saccharomycetales, Saccharomycetaceae. The record is from the annotation of a GenBank genome assembly.